AUGACAGCUUCACGGCGAGCCGACCUGAAGCCCAAAGAACGAUGCGCCUCUCUGACGGAGUUUUGCGGAUCCGACGGACGACACAUGAUGGGAGAGUUGCCAUGCCACUAUGCCCUCCUCUGUCAUCUUCUCCAAAUCUGUCUGCGCACACCUCCAUUCUUUCUCUGCCACUUGAGAAUACCUUUUAUCUGCUUGCUUGGUUGUACUUCCUGUUGCUGGCAUCCGCCCUCUUGGCUGCAUGCAUGUUUGUGUGAGAUGUUUAUUUUUUAUGUUCAUGCCUGUCUUUGUCGCUUUGUCCGCAUCCACGCCUGCAUGUUGGGCUGUUUUGUGUUCGGCCGAUCAGUCGUUAAUGCCAUGGUCGCUAUCGCGAUCGAGGCGAGAACAAUCUCAUCUGUUCGUCUAUUGACUCGUACGUCUCCCACAGGCAACCAACCACCACCACCAACACCAACACUACCACCACCACAUGUGGUAUCUCCCUUCCUCCAUCCGUCCAUCCAUUACUUGAGUGCAUGA
This is a messenger RNA of Protopolystoma xenopodis, 516 nucleotides long. Lineage: Eukaryota; Metazoa; Platyhelminthes; Monogenea; Polystomatidea; Polystomatidae. The record is from the annotation of a GenBank genome assembly.